Messenger RNA from Amoebophrya sp. A120, 171 nucleotides. The record is from the annotation of a GenBank genome assembly. Lineage: Eukaryota; Dinophyceae; Syndiniales; Amoebophryaceae.
UCUCAGGGCGCUUCGUCGUGAGGACCACGUACGGCCUGAUUAUGUGAAAGAUCUAGUGCUCUGCACGAUCGUCAAACUGCGCGAAACUCAACUGUCGACGAGUUGCCACCGUACUGGCGCGACAAAAGCGAUCGCUGAGGUUCUCAAGAGGUUUCCGCGAAGACUGGUCUG